AUGGAUCAGAGCAACCUUUAUCUGCACAAGUUUUACACCCAGCUGGGCCACUACCCACUCCACGGCAUCGGCGUGCAUCCGAGCAAGCUGCCCGCCUUGCACAGCCACAAGCCGGAGCAGAUCGAUGAGCUGGUCGCUGUGGAGUUGCAGCACCUGAAGACGCACUAUGCGGACGAGGAGCAGCGCUACGUGGACCAAAUGCUCAUCGAGAAUCCCAUUGUGGUGGAGCGACGUGCACCACCAACCACCAAGCCGCAGGCCACACAGGUCCAUCCCAUGCAGACGAAGACGCAGAGCCAGACCUCGACUGGUGGCAACAGCCGUGAUGCACAGCGUCAGCGGGCAGAGUCCUGUCGCAAGUCGCGCUACAACAACAAGAUCAAGAAGGCCAAACUGCGCUUCCGCCACAAGUUCGUCUGCAGCCAGCUGACGGAGAGCGCGGGCGCACUGGACUACAUGCGCGACGUGAUCGCCCAGGCGGAGGCGCAGCUCAUGGCGCGCGGCUUCAGUCGAGUCGCCCUGGAGCGCAUGCGUCAGAACUUCGGCGUGGAUCGCUGUGGUGCAGCGUUAGCCACCAACAUGGACCACUGA
Messenger RNA from Drosophila arizonae, 591 nucleotides. RefSeq names its product sisterless A (gene sisA). The record is from RefSeq and is a predicted model, not a curated record. NCBI's taxonomy places the organism in Eukaryota, Metazoa, Arthropoda, Insecta, Diptera, Drosophilidae.